Molecule: messenger RNA, 2811 nt
Organism: Recurvomyces mirabilis
Lineage: Eukaryota; Fungi; Ascomycota; Dothideomycetes; Mycosphaerellales; Teratosphaeriaceae
Gene: UTP4
Product: U3 small nucleolar RNA-associated protein
Exons: 2
Coding region: 1-2811 (936 amino acids)
Biological process (GO): maturation of SSU-rRNA from tricistronic rRNA transcript (SSU-rRNA, 5.8S rRNA, LSU-rRNA)
Cellular component (GO): small-subunit processome; t-UTP complex; 90S preribosome
Molecular function (GO): RNA binding; protein binding
Source: RefSeq, a predicted model, not a curated record
AUGUCGGCCCGCUUCCGUCGAAACCCUGCUAUCAGAUGCGGCUUGGAAAUUUUGGAGGUGGAAUUGGAGAUUCUAGCUCUGGUCCAGGGGAAGGAAAGUGAGGAACAGGCAGCUAUCAUGGACGUCCACCGAUCACGAUUCGUGCCAUAUCCAACUUCUGCCAUCAGCGCACUCGCCUUCUCGCGACAAAGCGAUGCUGGAUAUACUGGACCUUUGCCUGCGUUGAAACUCGCCAUCGGACGGGCGAAUGGCGAGAUAGAGGUAUGGAACCCGCUGCAAGGACAGUGGGCGCAGGAGACGCAGUUUGUGGGUGACGGCAGUGGGGUAGAUGGUUUGGCGUGGACGCAGGAUCCAGAUGAGACGGACGGUGAGGGUCCAGUCUUGCCUGGACAGCAACGGCUGUUCAGUAUUGCUUCUUCGCCUGCGGUCGUGGAAUGGGACUUGGCGACUGGUGAGCCGAAGAGGAAGUCUACGGGUAACUUCAGCGAAGUCUGGUGUUUUGGGGCGCAGCCGAGAUGGAGGUCUACGAAGAGCGUGGACGACGAAGCACGAUCGCAGGAUAUUGUCGCUGGGUGCGGUGAUGGUACGCUAGUCGUACUCACGACGGCAGACAAUGAUCUACAGUUCAAACGCUUUCUUGCUAGAGUGGCUGGCAAGCGGGCAAGGUGUAUGUGUAUCACCUACCAGAACCGAGAUAUUGUGGUUGCUGGAUUCGCGGAUAGUGCUAUCAGGGUCUAUGAUACACGGAACGGGUCGCAAAUCAGGCAGAUGAGUCUUGGGUCAGGCAUUCCUGGUGCUCCGAAGACGGCGAUCGUGUGGCAGCUGAAAGUGAUGCAGGGUGGUGAUAUUGUGUCUGGUGACUCGAACGGCGAGGUCAGGAUGUGGGAUGGGAAGAACUACUCGCUCACUCAAAGACUGGUGGGACAUGAAAGUGAUUGUCUGGAUCUUGCGACUAGCGCCGACGGCAAAUCUAUCUUUUCUGGCAGCUUGGACGGCAGGAUCGCGGUGUAUCGGCAGGCGACUGACGCCAAUGGACGAAGAAGCUGGGCGAAGCAUGGACAUCGAAGAGUGCACACACGAGAGGUCAAGGCAAUGACAUCUUUCGACAGCAAGAAUGGUCUGAGUGUGGUGGUCUCUGGUGGGACAGAUGUCGCGCCAGUCCUUACGCCACUUCGUGAGUAUGGCAGGGAGAACUUGCGAGCCAUGCCGUCGCUACCUCAGGAACCCAGAGUCGUCGCGGCGCCACGAGCCAGAUUGAUAGCCAGCUGGUGGGAUAAGGAAGUACACAUUUGGCGCAUCGCUUCAAGAUCCGCUGCCAGCGCUGAAACGCCAACACAAAGUCCUCGAAAGCUAGUUGCGAAGCUCGCGCUCGACGUGAAGCAGAACAUCCGAUGUGCCACCUUGUCUUCUGAUGGAAGAUUGCUGAUCGCCGCCACGAGCCAGGAGCUCAAAGUAUUCCAGCUGCGCAACCGACUGGAUUCUGAUAGUUUAGCGAUCCGCAAGCUAGCUUUACCAUCGUCGUUCGCGCAGCUCGGCGCCCGACAGAUAGGCUUCUCGCCUGAUGGGAAGUGGUUGGCGGUCGUGACAGCAGAUAGCGAAGUGCAUAUCGCACGCUUCACUUCCGAUUCUGCACAGCCAAAGCGCUUGAUCUGUUUGCCUCAGACAGUCGAGCUUGAUAGACGCAGUCGCAAAGUCGUUUCAAGUGCAUACAAAGCCUACGACCGUACUAUAACCCGACUGGCCUUUGCCGCCGACAGUUCUGUGCUCGUCACGGGCGAUGUCUCCGGGCAUCUUGACUCAUGGGUGCUAGAAGGCCACGAAGAUCCCACCGCCCCAGCAGUGGACAAUGCCAAGCACGACUCCGACAAUAAAUCUUCAGCCAACGACUCGGAUUCAGACAGCGACAGCAGUGAUUCAGACGACGACGAUGACAUCGCGGUAUUCUACGGCCAACACUGGACGAAUAACCCCUCGGGCCAUCUUCUACCCAAGCUAGAAUCCGCACCCUUAGUCCUCACAUUCCGACCUGUCCACAGCCAGCCUACCAUGAACGGCAACCCAGGUGUACACUCCACCCGACAUAACCCGCACGCUCACUCACACCAACUUCCCACCGGCCCCCACCUCCUCUGGAUCAUGACGGCUCGACACAACAUCUACGAAUUCAACACCCUCUCCGGCCGCCUAAGCGACUGGAGCAAACGCAACCCCACAGCCGCACUACCCGACGAAUUCCGUCAGAUCAAGGACAGAGUCGUGGGAGCUGUGUGGGAUGCGAAUGAGAAGAGGGGGAGAUUGUGGUUGUAUGGGACUAGUUGGGUGUUCAUGUUGAAUCUUGGCCGUGAUCUGGCUGAGCCGGCAAAGCAUGAUAUGCAGUCGAGCAAGAAGCGGAGACGGAAGAGCGAUGGGCGUGCUAAUGAGGGCGAGCGGAGGUUGAGGCGGAAAUCGAAUAGUGGGGCUGGGGAUCGCGUGGGGGGGCGUCAGUCGCUUGGUGCGCUGGAGAGUUUCCUGAGGGUUGAGAAUGGGAGGCGGGAUGAGAUUGAUCUUCGAGCUGUGAUCGCCGACGAGGAGGAGGAGGAUGGGGAUAUGGAUGAUGAUGAUGGUGGGGUUCAGCUCGCCGGGCUGAUGGGCCAAGGUUCGCAAGAGGAUGGUGGACACAUACAGGAUGGCGAUUCCACUGGCCAGGAUCGCAAAUUCUGGUGCACUUUCUCCUAUCGACCUAUCCUCGGUAUGGUGCCGUUGGAAGAUGCUACUCUACCGGCGGAUGCGGAGAGGGCGCUUGAGGUUGCUAUUGUUGAGCGGCCGUUGUAG